GAGAGGGGGGCGGGGGUGGGCGUCGCGGGUCUGACAACUUGGGGACAGACGCGCUCCAAGCUCGGUCAACGGACAUCUCGUCAGUGUCACGCCGCAGUAUCGUUUCUGACCGUAACAACAAGAAGAUGCCGCUGGGUGACGACUGCCAUACUUGGAUGAAGAAGAGAUCAGACGUGAAGGAGCAUUAUGACUUCAAAGAUAUCCUCGGAACGGGAGCCUUCUCUGAGGUAGUCCUGGCAGAGGAGAAGAGAACCCAAAGGUUGGUGGCCAUCAAGUGUAUCCCCAAGAAAGCUUUAGAGGGGAAGGAAAACAGCAUUGAAAAUGAGAUCGCAGUGCUGCACAAGAUUAAACAUGCCAACAUUGUGACUCUGGAAGAAAUAUUUGAGAGUAAAUCCCACCUCUACCUUGUCAUGCAACUGGUAUCUGGUGGGGAAUUGUUUGAUCGCAUCAUCGAGAAGGGCUUCUACACGGAAAAAGAUGCCAGUAAACUCAUUCAGCAGAUUCUGGAUGCUGUCAAAUAUCUCCAUGACAUGGGAAUCGUGCACCGAGACCUCAAGCCAGAGAAUCUGCUCUACUACAGCAUGGACGAAGACUCCAAAAUCAUGAUCAGUGACUUUGGUCUGUCUAAAAUCGAGGGCUCUGGCAGCGUGAUGUCCACAGCGUGUGGAACUCCCGGAUAUGUCGCCCCUGAGGUUCUUGCUCAAAAACCCUACAGUAAAGCAGUGGACUGCUGGUCCAUUGGCGUCAUAGCAUACAUUCUGUUGUGCGGUUACCCUCCAUUUUAUGACGAGAACGACGCCAAACUGUUUGAGCAGAUCCUGAAAGCAGAAUACGAGUUUGAUUCGCCAUACUGGGAUGAUAUCUCGGAUUCAGCGAAAGACUUCAUAGUCCAUCUGAUGGAGAAAGACCCCAAUGUACGUUACACCUGCGAGCAGGCCCUGCAGCACCCAUGGAUUGCUGGAGAUACUGCUCUGGACAAGAACAUCCACGAGUCUGUCAGUGCGCAGAUCAAGAAGAACUUUGCCAAAAGCAAAUGGAAGCAAGCCUUCAAUGCGACAGCGGUGGUCCGCCACAUGAGGCGUCUUCAGCUGGGCACCAACCACGAAGGACCUAAUCAAGCGACCCUGACGAGCCCGUGCCGAUCUCACCUGCUGAUCCCGGGAGAGGACCCUCAACACGCAGAGUCUUGCGGGGAGGCCGGUUGCUCCCAGACACUGGACGGAGAUGGCGUGGAGCCUCUGUCCACCUGUACCUACCGCUGUCACCCAGCUAGCCGGGUGUGAUCCCUGAGCUGCUGCUCUGCUUUGUCGACCCCAGUGAUUUUUUUUUUUCUCCAUUUUUGAACCCCCUCGGUGAAACCCGAGGUUGCGAUUCCCUCACACCCCCUCGUGUCUGGUUUGGAAUGAGGCGUCAUUCCAUCCCCUCGCCUGCAGGGGGAGCAGGUCUGUGAAGUCUGGGAAAGAAGGAGAUUGAAAUUCAAAUUCAGAAAAAUGGGGUGGCGGUGAUUGGUGAUUAUGAUGACGAGUUGUCCGACUAGAUGGGUAGUUUGUGCUCACGGACUACAGCGUGAAGUUGCGAGGAUUGUUUAUUUUCAAUGCAGGAAAGAGUUGAGACUAUGAUUUUGACACAGCCCGUGUUUGCUGUUGUUGCUAAUUGUUUUGUGUUAUAUGUGCAUGAUCAGAAGAGAGAUUCCCUGAGCAUGUUUUAUCUUUUUAAAUAUGCCCUCUUUCUUUCUAUUGUUGCAGAGGAGGGUUUGCCGUAAGCGAAGCCUUCCCGAGAUCUUUUUGCAGUCUUUUGAAUGUAACACAGUGUGAUCUAAGAGCACUGCAAAGUGAACACAGAUCUGUCAGAAAAGGAGAUGCUUUUAGACUAUCUGUGACUUUUAUGCAAAACUCCAUCCAUUCCAAUGUAGCCUUUUAUGAGAUGGUAUAUACUGUAGUAUACGGUGUUUCCAUGCAGUUUCGGAAAAAGGCUUCUCCUUCGCUUCGUUCAACCUCUUGAACCACAUGAGCACAGGGAUCUUAUCUUUGUCUAUGGUGCCUUUAGGGUUUACAGUAUGAUGGGUUUAUUUUAGGUGGGAGCUUCUCAACUGUCUCUAUUUGGACAGUCUGUUCAUGUUUCAUAUUUAUCGCAUUUGUAGCUUUUAUAUGUUUGGUUUCCCUCCAGCUUAGUGACAAAUAUUAAAAAAAUAAAGAUCGAGCCAAAUUGUAAUUAAAUAGGUUUAAUAUUACACAAGCCUGAAGAUAAAGUAUAAAUGAAUGGAUGCAAAUAUAUAUAUAUAUAUAUAUAUAAACAUAUGCAUCUAACAAUUUGUACUGUAGUCAUACAACAGCUGUUUUUCCCUUGUAUGAUUAUUUUACAGGCAGUCUUUUUAAAAAAGAACUUCAUUAAAGAAUGUCAAUAUGCAUCAUUAUUUUCGUUCUUUCACUUCUCUUGUGUUGUAAAGAUUCCUGUAACAUCUGUAGUUAAGUACUGAAUGGGCUUUUUUGUAUGCGUUGACACCAGAGAGGAGUUUUCAUGCGCAUGAUACUGCAUUGUCAUUCCAUAGACGAUUUUCAAACACAUCUAAAUUUUACAUCUGGGGUGGCAGUGUGUAAAUGCGUUGUGAGUCGUUGCUGUGAGGUAAGCACGGGAGCCAUCAAGCCAAAAACCCUGCAGAUUAAAAAAAAAAAAAAAAGGGAAAAAUGUAAUGGUGUUGCUUAAAAUGAAAAUGUCAAGGCUUUAUUCUGCAGUUCUGUAAGGUCAUGUGGUUGUGCUCUUGGACAGUAGUGUAAGAUGUCGACUGUAUUUUACUGGGUUUCCUAGUCUGAAUUGUUCAGAUAACGUGGCGUACGCUUAUGUAACUCCCUAAAGUAUCCAAUUAACAGUUGAUUUUUACAUGAUUGACUCUGGGGAAAUAUAACCAAUUAAUCAAUUCAAUGUUUUGAAAAAUCUACUCUGAAUGUUCUAAACUCUUGUUUCCUUGCUGUUGUGUUCUUUUUUUUUUUUUUUUUUUGAGGGGGGUGAUCCUCAGCACAUGUUGUCAUUCUUCAGACCACAAGUUAGUUGAGUCUUAAUCAAAUGCAUUUCUAAUACACUACAUGGAAUUUUGUUCGAAUCAGUUUUAAACCGAAUUCUUAACAGCGAAUUAAUUCCCUGAAUUUCUUUUGAUGUUAUCAAAAGCCGAGAUAUAUAUUUUAUGACAAUGUGACGUCCCCUUGAUGUAAAGUGGGUCAAACCUCCCUAAAUAAAGAGGAAAGAAAAUCCAACAUUCCUGGUCAAUGAAGUAAAUAAUGAUCACAUGUAUAACCAUGUAGCCAUUACCUCACCACUGGACUCGCUGUGGUAAGAUUUUUUUUUUUUUUUGGGGGGGGGAAUACACACAACAGGGUUGAACGUACACGAUGUUAUUUCAACUAUUUCUGCUUUCAAUUACAGCAUUCGAAAUGCUUUUCAUUGGGAGAAAGGGAACAUAUUAGUGUGAAGGUUAUCUUUUUACUCUUCACUCUUUUUGGUCCUUGAGAUGGAUUUGUCGUACCAAUGUUUUUAACCAUGAAAAUGUCUUUUUUUAAAUAGUAUUUUCAACUGUACACAAAGAUGCAACGCAUCAUGGGCUGUGGAAAAGUGGCUGUAAGUGAAACAUACAUUAAACUCCUUGUCUAUGCA
Messenger RNA from Syngnathoides biaculeatus (alligator pipefish), 3645 nucleotides. It is a transcript of the gene camk1b, whose product is annotated as calcium/calmodulin-dependent protein kinase Ib. The record is from RefSeq and is a predicted model, not a curated record. Gene Ontology annotation, molecular function: calmodulin binding; ATP binding; calcium/calmodulin-dependent protein kinase activity. The coding region runs from base 126 to 1283 and encodes 385 amino acids. Gene Ontology annotation, biological process: peptidyl-serine phosphorylation. The transcript is spliced from 12 exons. Gene Ontology annotation, cellular component: intracellular anatomical structure. Lineage: Eukaryota; Metazoa; Chordata; Actinopteri; Syngnathiformes; Syngnathidae.